Molecule: messenger RNA, 696 nt
Organism: Penicillium verrucosum
Lineage: Eukaryota; Fungi; Ascomycota; Eurotiomycetes; Eurotiales; Aspergillaceae
Exons: 1
Coding region: 1-696 (231 amino acids)
Source: RefSeq, a predicted model, not a curated record
AUGCGGUCGUCGACGUCAGGCCAACCACCAGGCCAACCACAAGGCCAGGCUCCCCGGCCAACAAAGCGGCGAAAAAUCGUUCCUACAGUUGAUCCCGACGUGUUCGAAACUAUUAUCAGCUUUCAGGAUAUGCUAGCAGAUAUGAACAGCAAUGAUCCUAACGUUCGAUCUCUUGCGGUUCAAAGGCUUACAGUGUUAUCACCCUUGAUGCAACAAAUCGCGCUGUCAAAGAAAACCGCCGGCGUCCAUUAUGCUGCUGGGAGAUUCAAAUCUCUUGACGAGGCGUGUACUGUCUUGCAGGUGACGGAUAAUCCGCAGGAACACAUUUGGGAUCGGCAAGACAUCGACCAUGUUCCCUCAGCCUCCCUGUCUGCUGAUGUGGACACUACUAUCCAACGACUUCAAAGCUCCCACUAUCAUAGAAUCGAUAGGUCAGAAACCUCUGUUCGCGUCGUUGUCGAGCUGUUGAUUCUUGACCGGCUCCAUCACCUUUCUGAUGAAGGGGCGCUCGAACAUCUACACCUCUAUCCGGAGGUAGACGUCGAUCUUCUACUCGGUGAUACGCAUGUCACCGGCCGUGCCGACUGGUUACUUUGCUAUGAUGAUCCUCAAUAUAGUAAUGAUGCGACGUUGAUUGCUAUAGAGGCUAAGCGGAGUUACGAAUUUUCCUCUACCGACUCACAAAUGGCUACGUAA